Botrytis cinerea B05.10 is the source of this 736-nucleotide messenger RNA. RefSeq lists its product as hypothetical. The record is from RefSeq and is a predicted model, not a curated record. The transcript is spliced from 3 exons. Lineage: Eukaryota; Fungi; Ascomycota; Leotiomycetes; Helotiales; Sclerotiniaceae. The coding region runs from base 83 to 586 and encodes 167 amino acids.
GAAGGCUGUCACAGUCUCGGCUAGUCCCAAUGAUAAGGAUGUCUACAAACACUUCAACGAUUGGGUUCAAACGACUGAUAAAAUGCCUAAUGUUAUGUCGAUGCAGACUGCGGCUUUGUGGGAUGUGUUGGCUGUUGCUAUGGAUGCAGAACUCGUGGACCUCGCACCUUCGGUGGAAGACGUGUUCAAAUACAUUAUUGCACAUCCGGCUCUACAUCAGACCAAAUGCCGCUUCGUCAUCAACUCGGAUUGGGGAGAAAUGGGCCUCUUGACUCCAUCAGCCUUCAUUCGUCCAGACCCGGAGAACCCAGCCGGAAGUGAAUUUCUCGUUACCACAACAAAGGUUUCGUGGGGACGGGAGCAUUCUUUUCAAUAUGAACGGGACAAAACUGUCGACUUCAUUAUUGAGAACGACGGAUCUCCUAUCGACAUCAUGCUGUCACACGGUAGCAACGGCGAUCAAGUCGGUAGUGGUAAAUGCCAGGUCAGCUUCACCAAUAAAGCAUACGAAAACGCAGGUAUUAAAGGCAAUAACUGGAAUUCGCAAUGGUUUUAUGGAUGUGACGUUAAUCAAUCCGAGUCGUAAUUGAUUUAUCUUCUCAUACUCGGUUUCAGCCGCUCGUCGUGAACAGCUAUGCCGGAGAGGCCCAGCUUUGGCGCAGUUGCCCAAGUGCUUCUACCACGGUAAACUCACUUUAUUUCAUCACACUAAUGUGACCAGCAACCUCCUCUGCUA